Molecule: messenger RNA, 4334 nt
Organism: Rana temporaria (common frog)
Lineage: Eukaryota; Metazoa; Chordata; Amphibia; Anura; Ranidae
Gene: ATF2
Product: activating transcription factor 2
Exons: 14
Coding region: 477-1997 (506 amino acids)
Biological process (GO): regulation of transcription by RNA polymerase II
Molecular function (GO): DNA-binding transcription factor activity, RNA polymerase II-specific; cAMP response element binding
Source: RefSeq, a predicted model, not a curated record
UGCCAGCACUCACCCACAGCGGGAGCUGCGGACUGCAAACAGAUUCCGCCCGCCCAGCUGUCAAGCGAGAUAUCGCGAUAUUCUGACAGGAGCUGGUGGGAUUUGGCCUUGAGCAAGGUUCAGCCCUUGUGGGGGGUAAGUUUGUAAACACGGAGGGUGCAGAGCGGCGGUAGAACGGGGACUGGCAUGCCUGCUGCCCUCUAACAUGGCGGAACGGGCACUACCAUUGUCAGGCUGGAGCUGCUGAAGGACCUGCAAGGACAGCAGUCCCCAUUCCUCAGGCAGCCAGUUCUAGCCACUCCCCCGAUGACGUCCUUGGUGACGAAACGCAUCGGGUUGGGCCAACGAGAGUGACGCGAUCACACCAGCCGGGACCUGGAAAUUAGACGGGCAGCACAAAGAAGGACGUCUUUAUUUUGAUAUUAUACACCGCUUGUUUGUUAUAUUAACCUUGUAAUAACAAGGACCUGUAGAAUAUGAGUGAUGAUAAACCAUUUGUAUGCACUGCCCCUGGAUGUGGCCAGCGUUUUACCAAUGAAGAUCAUCUGGCUGUACACAAGCAUAAACAUGAGAUGACCCUGAAGUUUGGGCCUGCUCGCAAUGACAGCGUAAUCGUUGCAGAUCAAACGCCGACACCCACUCGGUUCUUGAAGAACUGUGAAGAAGUAGGUCUUUUUAAUGAACUUGCAAGUCCAUUUGAAAAUGAUUUUAAGAAGGCAUCAGACGAUGACAUCAAGAAGAUGCCUCUGGAUCUCUCUCCCCUGGUAACUCCUGUUAUAAGAAGCAAAAUUGAAGAGCCAGCUAUAGUUGAAACAACACAUCAAGACAGUCCAUUACCUCACCCUGAGUCUACCACAAGUGACGAAAAGGAUACCAAGAGGAACCAUGGAAAUGGAAUAUCAAAAACGGAAGACCCUCAUCCUAAGGAAGUGCCAUUGCCAACCGCACAGCCCACAUCUACCAUCGUUCGAUCUCCAUCUCUUCAGGUUCCAAAUGUGCUGCUUACAAAUUCAGAGUCAAGUGUUAUUAUUCAACCAGCGGUACCUUCCCCAACAUCCAGCUCCGUAAUUACCCAAGCGCCGCCUUCUAACCGGCCCAUAGUACCAGUUCCAGGUCCUUUUCCUCUCUUGUUACAUCUACCUAAUGGACAAACCAUGCCUGUUGCUAUUCCUGCCUCAAUCACCAAUUCCAAUGUACACAUACCUGCUUCAGUCCCAAUUGUCAGACCCGUCACCGUGGUGCCUACUAUCCCAGGGAUUCCAGGCCCUUCAUCGCCACAACCUGUCCAGUCAGAGGCAAAGCUGAGAUUAAAAGCUGCUUUAACCCAGCAGCAUCCUCAGGUAACGAAUGGUGAAACCACCAAGGGACAGAGUAGCGGAGUAGCAAAAAUUCAGGCAGAAGAAGCCCAUCCACAGUCCUUACAGCAGCCUGCCACAUCAACUACUGAAACACCGGCUUCUCCAGCUCCCCCUGCACCACAAACACAAAGCACAGGGGGGCGCCGGAGAAAAGCAGCAAGUGAUGACCCAGAUGAGAAGAGGAGGAAAUUUCUAGAACGGAACCGCGCAGCCGCUUCCAGGUGCAGGCAGAAGAGGAAAGUGUGGGUGCAGUCCUUGGAAAAGAAAGCAGAGGACCUAGGUUCAUUUAAUUCACAGCUACAGAAUGAAGUCACCCUGCUGAGAAAUGAAGUGGCACAGCUGAAACAGCUUCUUCUGGCUCAUAAAGAUUGCCCUGUAACCGCCAUGCAGAAGAAAUCUGGCUAUCAUAAUGCUGAAAAAGAUGAGAGCUCCGAAGACAUUUCAAUGCCCAGCAGCCCACAGCCCGAAGCAAUUCAACAUAGUUCAGUAAGCACAUCCAAUGGUGUGAGUUCCACCUCAGUGGCAGAAGCAAUAGCAACAUCCGUUCUCACCCAGAUGGCAGACCAGAGCACCGAACCAGCUGCUUCACAUGUUGCCGUGGCACCACCUCCUAAUCCUCCUCAGUCUUCAGGAAGUUGAUCGCUAACAAAUCAAUUGCACCAACUCUUUGUAACCAUUGGUGAUUAUUAGAGAAGAAAAAUGCAUUAUAAAAAAGGGUUCCCCCGACACUCAGGCCUCGAGCCAGCAAUAGGGUGAAUUAAUACCUCCAUAGAAGAAGGUUUUAAUCGGCUCUUUUUACUGUCACUUUUUAAAUGCACUUGUCAAAUUUUUUAAGGUGCCCACGUGCACCUUUCCUAUUAGUUAUAAAUUGAUGAGCAGCUUGCAAUUUUCUCUCUCUACUCAUUUGGUACAUGCACAUGAGAGCUCCUCAGCUGUGUGGGGUGACUCUGGUAUUCUCGUGCCUGCUGUACCUUUUAAGAAGGGCUGGGGUACCCUCCAGGCAAGCCUGUUCUUAUUUUGAUCAGUCAUAUACAAGUCCUGGUGUUUGUACUCUAAUGGUGGGACCACACUUUUGCAGAGGCACUUUGUAAGUGGUUUGUGGCUUCCCGGUAUAUUUUUCUGAAUUUUGCAUCUGAGAACUCUGCUUUCAUUUAAAGCAGGUUUUAAUUGGGUAAUUUUUCUGGCUGGCAGGUUCCUUUGCUGAGGAACCUCUUUUUUAAUGCACCUCCCAAGUGCAUCUCCCAUGCUAGUUAUAUGCUAGGAGUUACCAUUUGUUCUCUAUAGAUGAGAGAUGUAUGAAAGGCCAGGCUUAAAGGUGUAAAAUCCUAUCAUUUUUACACAAUGGAACAAGUUUUUUUUUAUGUUCCCAUACAAUUUAACUAUCCCUGUCUCAUCAAAAAUUAUUUUUAAAAUGGGGCAAAAAUUGUUUGUUUAUAUUCUUUUAAAAAGUAUCGGGAUCAUCUUUUGAGAUCUAGUGCAGGCGUUAUGGUAAUAUUAAUUAUAUGUGUUAUUUAUACCAAAGUUCUGCAUAGUCCCUUUUAAUCUUUAAUCAAUGUUUUUUUGCACUAGGCCUGAUUAAAAAAAAGAAAAGGUAAUUACUUUCUUUUAUUGUUUUUGCACAAAAAGAAUAAUAAUGUCAAAUGUAUGUUUUAUGUAAUGUUUUUUUAAUUGCACAUGGUUUGUGACAGUUACAAACUUCUUAAUCGGGACAGUCACUGCUUUAUUUUAUAUUUCUUUGGAAAUGAAAGUUGCUUGGCUCUUUACUUUAAAAGGUUCUAGUCUAAGUGCAAUUCUUUAGUUUAAUUGCCUUUUUUUUUUACUUUAUUUUGGAGAACGCAUUGAAAAUCGUGAAUAUAAUUCAUACCAUGGAGUGCUAGUUUAUUAGUAACCAGUAGAAUAGUUUAUGGAAAUUCACAUCUUUAUGGUCUUCACUGGCUCCCCCAAUGUAUGUUUACUAUGAGUGUAACUGCCAGAAAUAGAACCUGAAAAAACAACAGUACAUUAGACAACUUGGAACAUAUUUUCCUCACUGUGUUUGCAAGCUGACUUGUACUUAAUUCUUGUGAAAACACUAUCAUCUUUCUGUAGCAAACUUUUGAUACAUUUCUUGUGGAUAAGCAAAUCGGUAUCUUGGAAAUGUGCAUUUGUUUAUUGUUGUUGUGAGUGUGUGAGUUAGUAGUGCAAGGGGUUUGGGGGUGUUACAGAGGAGAGAAUGAAGCCCUUAGAUUAAGCCAGCAAACUAUGCUUGAAUGUUCUGAGAUGCCUUCGAUGUGAUGCUGGCUUAAAACUGCAAUUUCAAAUAAGUUUAAUAACAAACAUUCCAUAAUGUAGCUUGUGCUGGGGAAAAUGACGAUUGUAAGUUCCACAUUCUCAUGGUAAAUGUUGCCUGCAGGAUGCGGUGUCCUCUCUGAAGGGUUGCCAACUGUCCUUUUUUAUUUAUUUUUUAAACAGAAAAAGACUUGUUUUCUUUAAGCAUACUUAUACAGUAAAUGUAACCAAUCUUUAUUUUAAUAUUCAUCUUAUGUGAUAUUAUGAAAUGGUAAAGGAACACGAAAUAGUGUAUCCUGUAAUAGUGUCCAUUGUCUGUUCCUUAACAUGUUACUAAACCCACAACAGUAAAAUCAGUCUGUAUAUGCAGUAAAGCAUGGUUGUUGUACUCCAUGUGGAACCUAAAGAGUUAAUCCUUUGUAUUGUGUAACAAGGCUGCUUGGUCCUGUAUGCACAGAUACUUCUCUUCUUCCAUUGACUUCACAACAUGUCCACAUAAGACAGAGCCUUUGGAGUCAGGCUGCACAUGUUUGGUGUGUAUUGCUAGAGUUUUUUUUUUUUCUUGGGAGAGUGCAUGUGAUCAGCCCUGUAUAGAAAGAGGGUCAGGGAUCCUAAUAGGACAGCUCAGUACUGUAUGAAAACUCCUCCUACAAGCUUUACCAGAAACUGAUAGAAGUCACAAAACUGCUAUAUACAGCUGAUGAGAAA